GCUUUAUAUGUGAUAAUAAUAUUAUAAUGGAUACGGACACACUACGAAUAACGAUCUCUGAUCAUUUAAUAUUGUGCAAGUACACUAUUCAAUAUUUUGGUAACAUAAUUAAAAAUUUCAAAUAUUUGUAACUAAUUAUUAAUUACACAUCGCACAGUAUUACAGAAACGACUAACGUUUUUUAACUUUUUUACUUGCCAAUUUGUUUUUGAAAAUACAUUAUCAAAAUUAAAAUAUUCUAAUAACUAAUUUAAGUUAUUAAAUAUUACCUAUCAACUAUUAAGAAGUAGUCAACCAUUUCAAUAAUGGAUAUUUUAUAUCCAUGCAGUCUGUGUUCACAGAAUUUUACAUUAAGAAAACAUAUUUUAAAACAUAUGAAAACUGUUCAUGAAUCUAAUGUUCCUUCAAUAUGUAAUGAUGAUUCGGAAAGCUUAUUAAGCUGUUCACAAUGCGACAAACAGUAUAAAAGUAAAGGUUUGUUGAGUAAACAUAUACAUUCAAAACACAGUAUUUCAAAACCAAAUUUGAGUAAGGACACUUCAAAGCCAUUGGAGAAAAGAGUUUCUCAAAAGCUCAAUGCUUAUUUAUCAUUAAAAGAUUGCUUGCCAGCUAAUUAUUCUUAUAAAAUAUUGGCAUUCAAAUAUUUAUCAUAUGGACAGUUCAAAGCAAAAUUUCAGAUUAAUAACAUCGACAAAGACUCAUUUUUAGAUUGGUUGAAUAGUUUAUGUCAUAUUACAAAAGUUAAUUAUAUAACUGAAAACGUACCAUCUAAUUCUUUAAAUAAUAUCCAUCGAAUCGUAUAUAAGUGCAAAAACAUUGACUAUUGGAAUGUUAAGUCUAAUAGUAUGCUGAAGAACCCAACUAGUUGUAAAGCAAGUCUAACAGUUAUAUUUGAACCUUUGGAUGAUGAAUUACCUCAUCAAUCAAAAGCUGUUAUAUUAAUGAAACAUUGUCAUUGUCAUCCCAUGAAUUGUUUCACAUCAAUGAAAUUAUUCUAUCGUAUAUAUUUUGUUUACAAUCAAUUAAUUAUUUCAUUAAAAAAUGGUAAGUCAGCUGCUGGUGCACUGCAUGAAUAUACAAUUGAAACUAUACAAAAUAAAGGUGAAAAUCAUUAUUUGGAAUUAAUGGAUUCAGGAGUCAAAUCAGAUGUAGAAUUUGUCUACGAGUUGUACUACAGGCAUAUAAGAAAAUCUAAAUUUUCAUCACCAUUUGUUAAACGUGUAGAUUCAUUAAUGCAAUCUGUAAAAUAUUAUAAUGCCAGUAUAGGAACGAAGAGUACUGUUGUUAAAUUAAUAAAAAAUAAUAUUGUGGUUGCUAUUCGAACCCCACUAAUGGGAGCAAUUAAUACUGAUACAGUAUUUGUGUGCUCAACUAGUUUCGAUAAAUGUAAAACAUGGUUCAUGUUUAGUAAAAAUGAUAAAAAUAUAAUGAUUCCUGUAGGUGUAAUUAUUUCCACUGACGAUAAAGAUUGCUUGUUAAAAGCGGGCUUAUGUUUGUGGGAAAAAUUAGGGGGCACUAUCAAAACUGUUGUAGUAGAUUUAGUGUAUGUAGAUACAUUCCAAACUGUUUUUCCUAAAGCCACUGUAUGUGUUUCUAAAUUUCAUUUUUUGUUGAGUGUAUGGAAAUGGCUUAUUAGUGUCACAAAAAAUAGUAAUAUGAUUGAAGAGUUAAAUUGCUUUGUUGAAUUAAAAAAAAUAGUAUGUUCUGAAAGCUAUAUUGCUGACCAUUUUUCAGAUACAAACUUUGCUAUUUUUAUUGAAAAAUAUCCAAAUUUCAAACAAUUUAUGCAAAAUAUUGAUAAAAACAUUUUUUUAUUUGGUUCACCCAUGUCCUCUCAUCCAUGCUCUACAAUUUCAGAACGGAAACUUAUUUACUAUCAUACUAAAUCACUUUCGAUCUUACAAACAUUUCAUUUUGUUAUUACUGAAAUUGACUUAUUCUACAACAAUUUUUCUACAGAUAAUCCAAAUAAUAAUCAACAAAUAAUUUUAAAUAACUUCAAAGAAAUGUUCAAAGAUAAGAACGGUUUUACUUACUGUAGUAUAAACGAAAAUCAUUCUUUGUACUUAGUAGAAAGUGAUAAUUUUGGUAAAUUUUUUGUUGAUAUGUGUAUUGGACUAUGUUCUUGCACUAUAAAUAAUGUAUGUUCUCCGUGUAUUCAUCAGGUGUUUUUAAGUGAAUGUUUGAAUAAAAAAAGCAUUAACGGUUCGGCUCAUAGUGAUGCUUGUAUAUUAAAUACAUUUAAUUAUGAUGUAGAAGAACUAAAUACUGAAAAAAAAGAAUUUGAAAGCAUUUUAUUUGAAUUUCAAUCUGUUCAUAAUAAGAUAAAAGAACAAUUUGUGAUUGAUCCAGAGUAUUUUAAAGUUGGCAUUCAGAAGUUUGUUUCAACUUGGAACAACAGUCUAACAUCAAAUAAAUCUUUAUUUUUAGCCUGUCAUUCUUUAAACAAUGUUCACCAAUCAAACUUAAACAAAGAUGAUUUAUACAAACAUGAAUCAUAAUUUAUACAUUUUUAGAGUUUAUAUUUCAAAAUUGGACUUAGUUAUCUUUUUUAAUGAUAAUAUACAUGGAAUAAGAUUAUUUUUUAAUCUUUAUUUGAAAAGGGCUAAAUUACAUAAAAUAAUUUAGUUAUUUAUUUAAAUAACUUUAUUAGCUUAAGAAUAAUGUACCCGGUUAAAAUAGAAUAAUAAAAAUAAAAUAACAUAGAUUAAUAAAAUACAUUUUUAAGUUCAGUUUUUUCAAUGAAAUAUUUUUAAAAAAAAAUAGUUAAUAAUAUAACUUUAAUUUGCCUCAUAUCUUAUUGUUUAUCAGUACAAUUAUAAAACUAACCCACUUCCAUAUGUGCCUGAUAAUUAUUAUAAGUAUUAGAAACAAUAGAAACUAUUAGUUGUAAGUUGUGGAAAAUAUAUUUUCUUAAAAUCUUGUUUGUAUGAUGUAAAUAAUAUAAUAUUAAGACUACCUAUUGCUCUAAAUGAUUAUACUGCUUUUAGAUUAUUAUACAUAUUUUUUAAUUGUGCUUUUUUUUUGGCAAUUUUUUUGAAUAAAAAAAUAAUUUAUCACUUGUAAUUCUUAUAAUUGUUUGAUGUUUAAAGAACUAAAAAACUGUUUUAACUUACAAUUAAUGAAUGAAUGGAUUGGUUUUAUUCUUUUUUGCAUUAAAUGUGCAAUAUCUUUCUAAUGACUUAUCAGUUUUCACACAUUUUUGUAAAAUAAUGACAGAAAGGUAAUCAAUUGAUUUUGAUGAUAUGUAAAAUUAUAAGAUUCAAGCAUUUAAAAUCAGGGCCUUGCACCCGAAUUAACCCGAACCCCUAACACCCCUAAACACCCUUAAAAAAUCAAACACCCGAAACCCAUAUAUCCCGAAUGAUUCAGUUUUCAAAACACCCGUAUUAAACCAAAACCCAUAUAAAUCAUUCGGGUUAACCCGAAACCCGAAUAAUUUUGAUUAUUACAAACUCUUCAUAUGAUAUAUCAUAUGAUAUAUCAUUUUGUAUGUAU
Molecule: messenger RNA, 3498 nt
Organism: Acyrthosiphon pisum (pea aphid)
Lineage: Eukaryota; Metazoa; Arthropoda; Insecta; Hemiptera; Aphididae
Exons: 5
Coding region: 306-2501 (731 amino acids)
Source: RefSeq, a predicted model, not a curated record